CUGUCCUUACAGUGGUGGUGCUGAACAAGAUGGCUGUGCGUCGGGGAGCGGAGAGCUGAGGUUGAAAUAUAACCCCCUAAAUUGAUCCAUACACGAAAGGGAAAGCGCACGACGAAAGACUCGAAAGAUCAGAUUUUUUUUACUGUCGCAAAACAGUGACGUAUAAUAGUUUCUAGUAGAAACGGAGCUGACUCCAUCCACCUAUUUAUACAGGCUAUAGAGACGGACAUUACUCCGAAUUGAAAUAUCGGUGCCGGUGGAAGACAUCUGGGAGCGAUCAUAGCCAGAGCUAAGAGAUGUCAUUGCUGUGCGUUGGCGUGAAGAAAGCCAAACUCGAUGGACCCCAAGAGAAAUUUAACACCUACGUAACGCUGAAGGUGCAGAAUGUCAAGAGCACCACCAUUGCUGUGCGGGGCGCCCAGCCAUGCUGGGAGCAGGACUUCAUGUUUGAGAUCAACAGGCUGGACCUGGGGCUGACGGUGGAGGUGUGGAACAAAGGGUUAAUCUGGGACACCAUGGUGGGGACCUUGUGGAUCCCCCUGCAAAACAUCCGCCAGUCUAAUGAGGACGGGCCGGGGCAGUGGCUGACCCUGGACUCCCAGGUCAUCAUGGCUGAGAAUGAGAUCACCGGCACCAAAGACCCCACCUUCCACCGCGUGCUGCUGGACACCCGCUUUGAACUGCCAUUAGACAUUCCAGAGGAUGAGGCUCGAUACUGGGCCAAGAAACUGGAGCAACUCAAUGCCAUGAGGGACCAGGACUACACAUACCAGGAGGAGGAGGAGAGACCACUGCAAGCGCCAUCAACACAGUGCUGUAACUGGAGUCUUUGGGGAGACCAGCAAAACGAAGACCCAGACAGUGCGGUGGACGACAGAGACAGCGACUACCGCAGUGAGACCAGUAACAGCAUCCCCCCUCCCUUCUACACCACGUCUCAGCCCAACGCCUCCAUGCACCAGUACCCCAUCCAGAGAGACCAGCGCUACUCCUCGCACACCUCCUACAACGGCUCCAUCCAAGAGCUGGACUACGACAACCAGAGACCCAUGAGACGCUAUGAUAGUUUAGACUCGGCCACCAACGGGCGCAGCGAUCUCGAUUCAGCCUCAGGUUCGAGCCGGCACACCAGCCGCCAGUACUCUCUAGACAGUAGGCACUCGCUCUCCGAUAGUCCUACAGGCAGCAGUCGCUAUGCCUCCUCUGGGGAGCUGAGCCGAGGCAGCUCCCAGCUCAGUGAGGAGUUUGGCCCUGAGAACGAGGGGAGUCUGAGAGGCUCUGUGGAGCUCUACGAUGAGAACGACUCUUACCACUCCUGCCACUCCUCUGUCAGCUACGACAAGGAAUCGGCUGGCUGGGACCCCGAUGAGCCCGAGGUGGUGUACAGUGACGAAGGGGGCUAUGUCAAAGAUGGAGGAGAGGAGGGGGCUAUUUACGAUGAGGAGGGCGAGCUCUACCAGCCCGAGCAGGGAGAGGGGGAGUACAACUAUGAGGGAGAGGAGGAGAUCAUUUACGAAGAUGAAGAUCUCUACCCUCUGGACGGCACGCUCAGCGAGGACCAGGAGCCACCCUACACCCCCACCCCCACCAGCACAGCCCCCACGCUGGCCCCCGAGGCCUCCAUCACCAGGCCCCCUCUGGAGAAACAAGCCUCUCUGAGAGAGCAGCAGCCCGAGCCCCCCACCCUGGCCCCCACCACCCAGGCCCAGACCAUGCCCCCUGUCCAGCCCCCUGUCACCACAGCCUCCACCAAGCCUCCAUUUACUCCCAUGAUCCAUCCAUCCCUCACCCAGCCCCCGGUGCCCACUGCCCAGCCCCCGGUGCCCACCACCCAGCCCCCUGCUCCAGAGACCCAGCCUCCAGUGUCUGAUGCCCUGGAUGAUAUCCUCCUAGACCUUCAAGAGGAAGAGCCUCUGUCUUUAGAGCAGGAGGUCCCUGUGGUGGAGAGUCCCCCAGCAGAAGUCCCAGCAGAGAAGAGUGAGACUCCUCUUGUCAGCUAUCAAAGGCCCAUCAUGGAGCCUGGACCAGACCGGGCCAGGGCCAACUGGCAACGGCUCUGCAGCAAGGUCCGACUACAGCUACAGCAGGCUCGAGGGGAGUCGGUUGGGAUUUGCUCUCUGUUGCUAUCAGCAGGGGUGGGUGGGGCGUUGUAUAGCAUCGACAGCAUGCCGGACCUCCGCAAGAGGAAAGCCAUGCCUCUGGUCAGGGACCUGGUCAGUGCUAUGUCCCUGGCUCAGAACUCCAGGAAGGCAGGGAUUACAUCAGCCAUGGCGUCCAGCACUCUCAAUAACGAGGAACUGAAGAGCCAUGUGUACAAGAAGACUCUACAGGCUCUGAUCUACCCCAUCUCCUGCACCACGCCCCAUAACUUUGAGGUGUGGACGGCCACCACGCCCACCUACUGCUAUGAGUGUGAGGGGCUGCUGUGGGGUAUCGCCCGCCAGGGCAUGAGAUGCACCGAGUGUGGGGUCAAAUGUCACGAUAAGUGCCAGGACCUGCUCAACGCUGACUGCCUGCAAAGGGCAGCGGAGAAGAGUUCUAAGCAUGGGGCGGAGGACCGAACCCAGAACAUCAUCAUGGUACUGAAGGACAGGAUGAAGAUCCGGGAGAGGAACAAGCCGGAGAUCUUUGAGCUGAUCCAGGAGGUGUUUGCCAUGGUCAAAGCCACUCACGUCACCUACAUGAAGCAGAUCAAACAGAGUGUACUGGACGGCACCUCCAAGUGGUCGGCCAAGAUCAGCAUCACAGUGCUGUGUGCUCAGGGCCUUCAGGCCAAGGAUAAAACUGGCACGAGUGACCCUUAUGUCACGGUCCAGGUGGGCAAGACCAAGAAGAGGACCAAGACUAUCUACGGCAACCUCAACCCUGUCUGGGAGGAGAACUUCCACUUUGAGUGCCACAACUCCUCGGACCGGAUCAAGGUGCGGGUGUGGGACGAGGAUGAUGACAUCAAGUCUCGGGUGAAACAGAAGUUCAAGAGGGAGUCAGAUGACUUCCUGGGUCAGACCAUCAUUGAGGUCCGCACGCUGAGCGGAGAGAUGGACGUCUGGUACAACCUGGACAAGCGUACAGACAAGUCAGCUGUGUCUGGUGCCAUCAGGAUGCACAUCAAUGUAGAGAUCAAAGGAGAGGAAACAGUCGCUCCAUAUCAUGUCCAAUACACCUGUCUGCACGAGAACCUCUUCCACUUUGUCACAGAUGUGCAGAGCUCUGGCGUUGUGAAGAUUCCUGACGCUAAAGGGGAUGAUGCGUGGAAGGUGUACUUUGAUGAGACUCCUCAGGAGAUAGUGGAUGAGUUUGCCAUGCGCUACGGAGUGGAAUCCAUCUACCAGGCUAUGACUCACUUUGCCUGCCUGUCGUCUAAGUACAUGUGCCCGGGGGUUCCCGCGGUAAUGAGUACCCUGCUGGCCAACAUCAAUGCCUACUACGCCCACACCACCCAGGCCACCAACAACGUGUCGGCCUCCGACCGCUUCGCCGCAUCCAACUUCGGGAAAGAACGAUUUGUGAAGCUCCUGGACCAACUCCACAACUCUCUGAGGAUUGAUCUGUCCAUGUACCGGAAUAACUUCCCAGCCAGCAGUUCUGAGAGGCUGCAGGACCUCAAGUCUACUGUGGACCUGCUCACCAGCAUCACCUUCUUCAGGAUGAAGGUCCAGGAGCUACAGAGUCCCCCCAGAGCCAGUCAGGUGGUGAAGGACUGUGUCAAGGCCUGUCUCAACUCCACCUAUGAAUACAUCUUCAAUAACUGUCACGAGCUCUACAGCCGGGAGUACCAGACAGAUCCGGCCAAGCCAGGAGUGGAUCACCCAGAAGAGCAGGGUCCCAGCAUCAAGAACCUGGACUUCUGGUCCAAACUCAUCACCCUCAUCGUGUCCAUCAUAGAAGAGGACAAGAACUCCUACACACCCUGCCUCAACCAGUUUCCUCAGGAGCUCAACGUGGGUAAAAUCAGUGCCGAGGUGAUGUGGAACCUGUUUGCUCAGGAUAUGAAGUAUGCCAUGGAGGAGCAUGAAAAGAACCGGCUGUGUAAGAGUGCGGAUUACAUGAACCUGCAUUUUAAAGUCAAGUGGCUUUACAACGAGUACUGCAAAGACCUGCCCUUCUUCAAGAGUCGUGUGCCCGAGUACCCGGCGUGGUUUGAGCCGUUUGUCAUCCAGUGGUUGGACGAGAAUGAGGAAGUGUCUCGAGACUUCCUGCACGGUGCGCUGGAGAGGGACAAAAAAGACGGGUUCCAGGUAACGUCGGAACAUGCUCUGUUCUCCUGCUCUGUGGUGGACGUCUUCUCUCAGCUCAACCAGAGCUUCGAGAUCAUCCGCAAGCUGGAGUGUCCCGACCCCCAGAUCGUAGGCAACUAUAUGAAACGAUUUGCUAAGACCAUCGGUAACGUUCUCCUGUCCUACGCUGACAUCAUCUCCAAGUGCUUUGCUAACUACGUCAACAUGGAGAAAGUGCCAUGCAUCCUGAUCAACAACAUCCAGCAGCUCAGAGUUCAACUGGAGAGGAUGUUUGAGGCCAUGGGAGGAAAGGACCUGUGCAAAGAGGCCAGUGACUUCCUGAAAGACCUGCAGGUGAAGCUGAAUACUGUGAUGGAUGAUCUCAGCAGGAUCUUUUCUGUCAGUUUCCAGCCGCAGAUUGAGGACAACGUGAAACAGAUGGGAGACAUCCUUGGCCAGGUGAAGGGGACCAACGUGGGGGCUAACAACUGCAGUAGCGUGGCCCAGGACGCUGACAAUGUGCUGCAGCCCAUCAUGGACUUCCUGGACAGCAACCUGACGCUGUUUGCUAAGAUCUGUGAGAAGACGGUGCUGAAACGUGUUCUGAAGGAGCUGUGGAAACUGGUGAUGAACACCAUGGAGAAGACUAUCGUCCUACCCCCUCUCACCGACCAGACGAUGAUUGGGAGGGUGAAGCUUGCUUGUCACAGUGAUGGCACUCAGCUCAUCUCCAACGCUGCCAAACAGCUGGGACAGCUCUCCAAGAUAAAGGAGCACAUGGGUCGUGAGGAGGCCAAGGCACUGUCCCCUAAGCAGUGUGCUGUGAUAGAACUGGCUCUGGACACCAUCAAGCAAUACUUCCAUGCUGGAGGGGUGGGUCUGAAAAAGACCUUCCUGGAGAAGAGUCCUGACCUGUUGUCUCUACACUACGCCCUGUCCCUCUACACCCAGGCCACAGACAAACUCAUCAAGACCUUUGUUUCAUCUCAGAACGCACAAGUUUUCGGCGGGAAGGGGGUGAGGUUCACGGCUAGUGAGGAUGUGUACCCAGAGAAGGGCUCUGGAGUGGACGACGCCGUGGGAGAGGUGUCUAUCCACGUGGAGAUCUUCACCCACCCCAACACUGGAGAGCACAAGGUCACCGUUAAAGUGGUGGCAGCCAAUGACCUGAGGUGGCAGACCACGGGGGUGUUCCGUCCCUUCGUGGAGAUCUACAUCAUCGGUCCUCACCUGGCUGACAAGAAGAGGAAGUACGCCACCAAGUCCAAGAACAACAGCUACGCCCCCAAAUACAACGAAACGUUCACAUACACCCUCAGUAACGAGGUGGGCACAGAGUGUUACGAGCUGCAGGUGUGUGUGAAGGACUACUGCUUCGCCCGGGAGGACCGUACGGUGGGCAUGGCCGUGAUGCAGUUGAAGGACAUGUCCUCUAGGGGCAGCGUGGCGUGCUGGCUCCCCCUGGGGAAGAGGGUCCACAUGGACGAGACGGGCCUCACCGUCCUCCGCAUCCUGUCCCAGCGCAACAACGACGACGUGGCAAAGGAGUUCGUCAAGCUCAAGUCAGACCAGCGUUCUCCCGAGGAAGGCCGAGGCUGAGUGGGCAAAGUCUUUAUUCGAUCAGCACCACCUACAGGCUAGGAGGUCCUUCUGCAGACUGACUGCAAGCCAAACCACUGCCCUGAUGUUGUAGUGUUGGACAAGCACAGAGAAACAGUUAUUUACUACAAUACUGUACAUACAUCUCAUUGAAGAAGACGUGAUACCAUCUACAGGCAUAGCCCUGAUUGUCUUGAAAGCACCGAUGUCUUUAUUAUGAAUAUGAUUAAUUAUCUUGUAAAAAUGCAUAGAUAUAAUCGUAAACACAGCAAACCCCACAACACUGACCAACAUUCUACAACACAUCCACACACACACAGAGAGUUUAAGUCAUAGAGUAUAUAGAGUACCCUUGUUCUCUCCCUCUCUCUAUUUCCCAUAGCAUAGGCCAUGUCUUAGUGCUCUCCAAUCACACAUUUGAACUAGAAUCUGCCAAUCUCGACUAGUUUCAUGCAGCGGUAUCUAAAAGCUCCGGGAGAUGAAGUUCUUGUAGCCUUGAAAGUCUUGACGUAUCUUCUAUUACAUUAAAUCCACGAUCCCUUCCUUUGUCUAGACUAGACUAAUGCCAAUGGAUCAAUCCAUGAUGUUAUGCCAAGUCAAGCCCUAAGCACAAGUCAACAGGACCAACUGUGAACAGCAGACCAUCAGGCUUUUAGGCCUCACACAUUCCAAAGAGUCAGGUUUACACACACUGGUUUAUGAUACUAUUUCCAUGGGAUGUCCACCAUAGGCUGAAUUCUGGAUCUUCUCUCAUUCCGACAUGGAGUAUCUAUAGCAGAGCAGGCUGGACAAAUUAUAAAUGUAAAUGUUUCUAAGUAUUAAUUUGAGAUAUUAUCAGUGAAUUUAUGGUAUAUUUAAAGACUAUAUGAAGACGUUGCACUUGGAAGAGAGUCUCUGUCUGUCUGUCUGUCUGUCUGUCUGUCUGUCUGUCUGUCUGUCUGUCUGUCUGUCUGUCUGUCUGUCUGUCUGUCUGUCUGUCUGUCUGUCUGUCUGUCUGUCUGUCUGUCUGUCUG
Molecule: messenger RNA, 6829 nt
Organism: Oncorhynchus mykiss (rainbow trout)
Lineage: Eukaryota; Metazoa; Chordata; Actinopteri; Salmoniformes; Salmonidae
Gene: unc13a
Product: unc-13 homolog A (C. elegans)
Biological process (GO): synaptic transmission, glutamatergic; presynaptic dense core vesicle exocytosis; synaptic vesicle priming
Cellular component (GO): neuromuscular junction; presynaptic membrane; synaptic vesicle membrane
Molecular function (GO): syntaxin-1 binding; calcium ion binding; phospholipid binding
Source: RefSeq, a predicted model, not a curated record